Messenger RNA from Ficedula albicollis (Collared flycatcher), 975 nucleotides. It is a transcript of the gene EXOSC3, whose product is annotated as exosome component 3. The coding region runs from base 1 to 903 and encodes 300 amino acids. The record is from RefSeq and is a predicted model, not a curated record. Gene Ontology annotation, molecular function: RNA binding. Gene Ontology annotation, biological process: nuclear polyadenylation-dependent rRNA catabolic process; TRAMP-dependent tRNA surveillance pathway; exonucleolytic trimming to generate mature 3'-end of 5.8S rRNA from tricistronic rRNA transcript (SSU-rRNA, 5.8S rRNA, LSU-rRNA). Gene Ontology annotation, cellular component: nuclear exosome (RNase complex); cytoplasmic exosome (RNase complex). The transcript has 6 exons. NCBI's taxonomy places the organism in Eukaryota, Metazoa, Chordata, Aves, Passeriformes, Muscicapidae.
AUGGUCCUGCAGCCGGGGAGGAAUAACCCCGAGCACCGGGAGAAGCUGGGGCUCAGCUGCUGGAGAGCAGCUCUGUGGAGGAGGAUCCGGGGGCCUGGUGAGCAGGAUCUCCAUGAGCCAGCAGUGCCCUUUUCGUCUAGAAGAAAUGAAGGGCGGGCUGCUUCCCUGAAGGAGAGGCGGAGGUGCCGUGAGCGGCGAGGGGGCGGCUGCAGCAGCUCGGGGGCCGCGGGGGCGCGGGCACGGCUGUCGGGCCGGGGCCCCGUUCCUGCCGGGGCUCGCUCCGUUCCGUUCCGUUCGGUUCCGUGCCGGCCGGGGGGUGUCGCUGCCGCCCCGAGCACGCCCCGCGCAGCCCGGCCCGCGGGCGGCGGCGCCUACUGGGUGGACUCGCAGCAGAAGCGGUACGUGCCGGUGAAGGGCGACCACGUCAUAGGGAUCGUGACGGCCAAGGCGGGGGAUGUGUUCCGGCUGGACGUGGGCGGCAGCGAGCCGGCCUCCCUGUCCUACCUGGCCUUCGAGGGCGCCACGAAGAGGAACAGACCCAACGUGCAGGUGGGAGAUCUUAUUUAUGGUCAGUUCGUUGUAGCAAAUAAAGACAUGGAACCAGAGAUGGUCUGUAUAGACAGCAGUGGAAAAUCGAGUGGAAUGGGAAUAAUUGGACAAGAUGGCUUCCUCUUUAAAGUUUCCUUAGGUCUAAUAAGAAAGCUCUUGGCUCCCAAAUGUGAAAUAAUUCAAGAGUUGUCACAACUGUACCCAUUUGAGCUGGUGCUGGGAAUGAAUGGAAGAAUAUGGGUAAAAGCAAAAACAGUUCAACAGACUUUAAUUAUAGUAAAUAUUUUGGAAGCUUGUGAAUAUAUGACUGCAGAGCAGAGAAAACAAGCGCUUGCCAAACUGUCAGGGAACUGAUAAGAGAAAACCUUGAGGAUUUGUUUGUGAUAACUGUAACGUAUUUUGGUUAUUUUUGUAUUCAGAUUUAUA